UGUGAAGAGGGUUUGGUUCGUUUCUCACCCUUCCUGAUCCAGUUUAUAAAAAUGUCAGAUUUCGUGCGGCUCGCUGUUCAGCUCUGCCCAAAUUUGCGCUCGUCUGCAUUCCACCACUGCUACUGAGGGGAAACAUGCUCACACCACACAGGGACAAAGACGCGUUUUCCUCCGACUGCUUCCUUGAGAGAGAAAAAAGCUCGAAACCCUAAAAUGCAACACCCAGCUCCUUUACAAUUUGGAUGGACCACUCAGGGACCGUAGGGUUAAAGAACUCAUCCGUAGCCACCGGCUUUACGCAUGACUUCCCCGUGCGUGCGUUCUCUAUUCCAGUGUCCUGGUCACAUCGCUUCGAUGCAUGGAAUAGCAAAAUCACAGCUGACACAGAGACAGAACCUCGGAUCAGUUUGGGUUUCCACGUUUUUUUUUUUUUUUUUCAAAGGCACAGACGCUUAAAAUGGCAGGUGCGCGCGUUUUGGUUGGGUUGACUUGGAGAAGGAGGUGCUUAACCUCCCUCCUGCCAGUUCUGCAUGGUCAUGACCUGUCAUCACGCCCCUUCCACAGCCCACCUCAUCCUAUUGGUCCUGCUCAUUGUCACUCCACAGCUGGCUGGCACCGCCCCUGUGCGGGGUGAGGGAGGGGUGGAGGGGCGCACCCGGACAGACCAUAUAGAGGACAGCCUCGCCCCCUUUCUCUCACCCCCUCCCCAGACUCUUUCCAGCCCUGACGAUGCAUCCCUCGUCCGGGGCCAGGGCCCGGGUCAAGACGACCUACCAGAAAAGGCAACGGACCCUGCGCAGGUGCUCGCCGUGCUUUUGGAGGCCCUGGACCACCCGGGGGAGAGUGAAUUCCAGGCGAGCAUAAACAGGGAAUGGGGAGGGGAGCAGAGUAAAGAGCUGCCCUCCAUCGAAGGGUUUGAGGAUGGUGAGAUAAGGAGAAUGGGACAGACAGUGGGAGGCCGAGAGGUGGAGGAGGAGAGAGAGGGGCGAAGGGCUGAUAAGGCUAUUGAACAGCUAAUUGUGGGCCAUUUGACAGCUGCUCAGGGUGAUGACUUACAGGAAAGGGGGGAGGAGGAGGAUAAAAACACAAGGUCAAGGGAUGAUCUGGGGUGGUCUGUGGAGGAUGUGGGACCUGAUAGUGUAAGUGAGGAGGAAGGUGAAGAAGAGGGGCAGGAAGUAGGAAAGGAUUUAGAACGUUUCUUAGACAAUACCAGAGUGAGUUCCACAUCCCAGGUAGAUGAUCCCUCUCUGCAGCGCAAAAUAAGAGGCUACUUCCAAAAUAUUGACUUGGGUCUCCAAGAUAAUGAGAUCCUGCCUCCACUGAAGGGCUACAAGGCAUAUAACACUCAGCUGGCGCGAGCUGGAAAGAAGCUGCACUGGCAGGAGAACCAGGACCGCAACCGACCCACCAAGGGGGGCAACUUCAUGGAUGAUUUUGAGGAUGAAGGAGAGGAGCUGGAGGAGGAGGUCGAGGAAGAAGAGGAGAGCCUCUCCCACAUGGAAGAGGAGGCAAGAGCGCGUGCAGAGAAGCAGGAGGUGCUCCGGCAGCAGGAGGAGGCGGAACGAGCCAGAGAGGAGGAGCAGAGGCUGGCAGACAUUGCGUCUGACAUGCUGCUGCAGUACAUGGGGAGGAAGCAGCAGUCCUACAUGAAGCCCCGGGAGAAGAGCAGCAUGGGCGCUGCCGGCAACACCGCUGAGGACAAGCGCUCUGAGGAGGUCCUCCCCGAUGAAGAUGACCUAGACCAACAAAUGAUCGACAGGCUCAUUGAGAUCAGCAGUAAGCUGCACCUGCCAGCUGAUGAUGUGAUUGAGAUCAUUAGUGAUGUGGAGGAGAAGAAGAAGAAAAGGAAAGAGCUGCAACUGCAGCCAACCAACAGCAACCCUGUCGCCCCACGCUUCAGGCCUCUGGUACCUCCUCCUCUGGCAGCUCCGCCUAUCUACCAUUACACAGCCUCAAAAAACCCCAAGAAAGCCCCCUAUAAGUACAACAAGUCCAACAAGAAAUGGCACAAGGACAAUGUCAAGUCAUACAAACAGGAAUAUUGGUAUAAGCCUCAGAAGCAGCUUGAUUAUUGGUAUAAACCCCAGAAACAGUUUUUAGCUUUCCCUUCCUACCCAUACUAUCAGAAGCCAUAUCGAGCGUACUACCCUGUUUAUUUCCCAUAUCCCAAAGCACAAUAUUAUGGCAAGCCCGUCCCCUCCAGAGACCAGCCGUUCGGCCCCCAGGAACUUGACCUCCAGGCCCCAAGGCGCAGGCACAGGGGUGGGGGUAAGAACCGUGGACAGGGCUGGAGGCAGCAGCCGGCACCACGCCUGCCUCUCAACCCUUAUAUCUCUAACUAUAUCCUUCCUCACCCACGGACCUACCAACCCUUACCUCCCCCCAAACCACCAACCACACCUAGGAGAGGCAGGCGCCCCCCAUACUACUAUCCACAAAUCACACCGGGAGAUGACUAUGAGGAAGAUGGGCUGGUGCCUCAGCUGGACAGUGAGGAGGAACUGGAAAACUUUAUUGAGAGGAUCUACAUGAAGCGCAGAAUGUAUUGAGAGACUUUUUGGACUCUUGUCAGAUCAGAGGAACAGACGGAGGUGGGAUAGAUAUACAGUAGCUGGAGAAAAGCUAAAAGAGCGGUGGAAAAAAAGACUCAGAGGAGAUAUGUGUUUUGAGCCUGAUUGAAAUUUUAAGGGUCAAGAAGUGAAAAGUUAGAUUUAUGUUGUUUAAAUCACUGUAUUUUCGUUGAUUUCCUUGGUCAGGGAGAAGAUGGAGGUGUCCCAGUUUACGCUCCCUGCAACCAUGUUCAGUCUCUUGAUCGGUUUACAUUUUGAAACAGAACAUACCAUGGUGUAUGUCUGCCUCCAUUCAGGUCAAUCUCUGAUGCUCUUGCAUUAUUCAGAGAUUUCUAGAGGACACGCACACACGCAUACACGCACACGCACACACACACACACACAUGCCUACAUACAGUAUAAUCACAUUUCUGACACAUUCACAAGCUGAUGUGCCCUUUGCAAGAGAACCAUGUUUACAACAUCAAUUUGUAAUUUUGUUCCAUAUUUUUUUAAUAUUCUCUGUCAUAAACUAAAGUAGUUCAAUGACUUCUUGUCUACAAAAAUAUAUAUAAAAAAACCUGAACACUGUUGACAGUAUAUUUUUGUCGUAUGUGGUGUGUGUACACUACUGAUUGAAAGAUUUACAACACCCCCAUUUUUUAAAUUUUAAUUCCAGUAGUUCAAGUCCCUUGAAUAACCUGGAAUGGUACAGAGGUCAGCAGUAAACUCUCCAACUUAAAAAAGUUAGGUUGCCAAAAACAGAUAAAUCCUGUGCAUUUAAUAAAAGAUGGGUCUUUUUAAAGGAAUUGGUAUAUUUACAACAUUCCUGCUGCAAUGGAAGUAUAUGAAGCUUUGAAAAUUACUGCAAACUAAUCCUACAGAUGAUGACUAACUAAUCAUACGUCUGUACCAAGGCAGUGUUGGAACAAAGCUAUUAGGAUGAUAAUGCACUGAAGGAAGUAGGACUGUAUAUUGCUGUCAGAACUAUGACAAGUAAGAAAGGAAGAGUGGCCGGUUGGUGAGAGGUUCGUCGUACAGAGAGGUAAUGACUCAAAACAGAAGAAAAAAAACUAGACUGUGGCUUCACAUGAUGGACGACCAGCACAGUCUCCAGGCUUGAACCCCAGUAGGCUGGUUUGGGAUGAACAGGACAACAUGUGAAAAGCAAAGCAACCAACAUGGGAACUUCUGUGGGAAGCAGUGUUUGGAAAACCUUUCUAAAAUAAUGAAUGCUGCUGGAUGAGACAAACAAUUAGAUUGAAUUUGGGUGUAUAGAUGACAUGAUUUGUUUGUUUUUUAAUGUUUAUUAAUGGAGGUGUUCUAAAGCUUUUGAGUGAUAGUGUAGUUGCCUUUCUUAUUUGCGAUUGGAUCAACUUUAAACAGCUUUCAGUUUGUCAAACUCAAGAUUCAGAUUUUUGCCUUACAAGCACCAUGGUUCUAUAAGGGAAAUGUCAUAAUGCAUAAUAUUAUCAUCACUGCCGGUCCCAAUGUGGAAACCCUGUGGACUCCAAAAGCACAAACUUAAAUACUAAAACACUUCCAACCUGGUGGACUAAGGGUUUUUAACCAUUUUGGGAUCCAGAAGUUAUUGUUAACAUAUUUAUGGCAGAUCACCUCACAGAAUUACUUGAAAUUUUAGGAGUCCUUUAUACAUAUACAUAUAUAUAUAUACACACACACACACACACACACACACAUAUAUGUUUAAUUUCUUUCAUUGUUCAUCUACACUUUAACUCUUGUAUCAUAUCCAUAAUUUCAUUUUCCCUUUCUUUCAAAAGAAAAAAAAUCGUACUAUUUGUUUGCAGCCUUUUUAAACAAAUCUCCACCAAGAGGCUACACGAAUUUUGUUCAUUUUCAGAAGAAAUUCAUUGAGAAGUUUCAGGCCGGGAAGUCAGGGAUUGUGCUUAAACCGUUAAAUGCACGUCUUUCUACUUGCAUCUUAAAAAAUGAACAAAAAAAAGAACAAAAAAAGAGAAAAAAUAAAACAGUAUGGAGAAUUCAAGAUGGUUGUUUUCUCUCAACAAACUGUGAACAUAAAAAAAAGAAAUCUCAAAGGAAGAGGGCCACUGUGUCCACAGUGAAGCCAUCUGUCUUGUAAAAGGAGAGUGUUGUUGUUGAUGUCACCUUUAGCAUUGUAAGAUGUACAGUGUGAAAUAAAUAUGCCCGUGCAAUGUGUAAAUAACAGCAUGAUGAUUACUAGUUUUGCUAUAUGAUAAAAAAUAAAAGCAAUUAUUUUAUUAAA
This is a messenger RNA of Scophthalmus maximus (turbot), 4797 nucleotides long. RefSeq names its product stress response protein NST1. Lineage: Eukaryota; Metazoa; Chordata; Actinopteri; Pleuronectiformes; Scophthalmidae. The record is from RefSeq and is a predicted model, not a curated record. The coding region runs from base 531 to 2549 and encodes 672 amino acids. Gene Ontology annotation, molecular function: neuropeptide hormone activity. The transcript has 2 exons.